GCAGGUCCCAGGCUGUCUAUACAUAAGGAGUGUCACAGCUCCAGCACUCAACAAGUGCACAGACACUAGUGGGCAUUUCUGCAUAUCUACCUCUAGGACUGCCUGCCUGAGGAUACCAGCAGCCUCCAGAUAUACUGCUUCCAGAAUCAAGGAUGAAGCUGUUUCUGCUUACUGUCUUGGUGGUCUGUCUAUAUGUGACCGGAAUGGUGUCAUCCCGGAGGUCUCGUACCCGACGUGAGCUGGCACCAGGACUUCACACCCAAGGAAUCAGAGAUGCGGGGGGCUCGUACUGUCAGAGGCAUAAUGCCUGCUGCCCUGGUAGAAAUGAUACCUGCACUGUACCUUACAUGGAUACCAUUUGCUACUGCGAUUUAUUCUGUAACCGGACCGUGUCCGAUUGCUGUCCUGACUUUUGGGGAUAUUGCCUGGGUAUCAGUCCUCCAGCUGGAAUCAUUAAAGUGUGUGAAAAGAAUGGCCAACAGUUUUCAAAAGGCUCAACUUACAGGGAUAACUGCAAUCUAUGCACUUGCCUUGAUAACGGAAAUUGGCACUGCUCAGAAAACCCAUGCCUUAUCAAUUCCAGGAUAAUUGAUGCUAUAAACAGUGGAAAUUAUGGGUGGAGGGCUGGAAAUUAUAGCAAUUUAUGGGGCUUGACAUUGGACCAGGGAGUCCAGUAUCGACUGGGGACCAUCAAACCAUCCUCAUCCAUCAUGAACAUGAAUGAACUACACGUGAACAUGAACAAUGAGGUGCUGCCACUGUACUUCAAUGCCGCAGAUAAGUGGCCCGGAAUGAUCCACGAGCCGCUCGAUCAAGGCAAUUGUGCUGGUUCUUGGGCUUUCUCCACAGCAGCGGUUGCCUCUGACAGAAUUUCCAUUCAGUCAAUGGGCCACAUGACCCCGGCUCUGUCCCCUCAGAAUCUACUUUCCUGUGACACCAGGAACCAGCAUGGCUGCAGAGGGGGACGCGUGGACGGAGCGUGGUGGUAUCUGAGAAGAAGAGGACUGGUGACGGAUGACUGUUAUCCGUUUGCAAGUACGAGUGCCGAUGGACCCCAAUCCCCCUGCAUGAUGCACAGCCGCUCCACGGGAAGAGGAAAGAGACAGGCCACAGCUCACUGCCCCAACCCGCAUUCACUGUCCAACGAGAUUUAUCAGUCCACACCAGCCUACCGACUGGCACCCAGUGAAAAGGAAAUUAUGAAGGAAGUGUUUGAAAAUGGGCCAGUUCAAGCCAUUAUGGAGGUACACGAAGACUUCUUCAUGUAUAAGAGCGGAAUCUAUAGACACACACCUGUGAUGGCGAAUGAGCCACAGAAUCGCCGACGACAUGGCACACACUCUGUGAAAAUUACUGGGUGGGGAGAGGAGAGAGGUGCAGAUGGACAGAUGCGCAAAUACUGGCUGGCUGCCAAUUCGUGGGGUACAGACUGGGGAGAGAGAGGAUAUUUCCGCAUCGCACGUGGUGAAAACGAAUGUGAAAUCGAAGCCUUCGUAGUGGGGGUGUGGGGAAGGGUCAGCAUGGAGGAUGUCUCACACAGAAAAUAAACAGGUUGAUGGACUCUGUAUUUAUCAUAUGAGGCCAUGGGGGAUA
This is a messenger RNA of Spea bombifrons (plains spadefoot toad), 1593 nucleotides long. RefSeq names its product tubulointerstitial nephritis antigen like 1 (gene TINAGL1). NCBI's taxonomy places the organism in Eukaryota, Metazoa, Chordata, Amphibia, Anura, Pelobatidae. The coding region runs from base 153 to 1547 and encodes 464 amino acids. The record is from RefSeq and is a predicted model, not a curated record. Gene Ontology annotation, biological process: proteolysis. The transcript is spliced from 12 exons. Gene Ontology annotation, cellular component: lysosome. Gene Ontology annotation, molecular function: peptidase inhibitor activity; cysteine-type peptidase activity.